AUGUGCGCAAGGGAUGACAGAUAUUGCACUGAUGGUUUCUUGACGGAUCAUUACAGAGACUUUAGAGAGUCGGAUGUGUUUCACAUCCAUCCCCACAAUGCUCCUCAGGUCUUUAAGGUUGUUUGUAAGAUGGAUAAAUGGACAACUGGAUGGGCAUUUCUCUGCGCACGACGUCGUGGGGCUAUCCAGGUCAACUUUUCACGAACGUGGGAAGACUACAAAAAUGGAUUUGGAAACUUCGGCUUACGAGAAAACUAUUGGUCAGGUCUGGAUGUGAUGCACUACGUGACUAACAACCGUCCCCACAAACUGAGGGUACAAAUACUGUUUCAAGAAAAUAGGACCAACGUGUGGAGGAACCAUGACUAUCUUGAUUUUAAGGUUAGCAGUGAGCAGCAUGGUUAUAACUUCACCUUUUCGUCCGCUGUACCGCCCAGGAUCAAUGAAGCAAUUGAUGGCCUCUCUGCGUCUAUGGGAGUUCGAUUUUCGACUUACGAUAUCGACAACGACAACGACAGCGGUGGCAACUGUGCAAGUAUCCACCAGUCUGGGUGGUGGUUCACCACAUGUGACGGCUACAAUCCCACAGGGCAGCCACAACCUCCAUCAGUUCAAUACCAAGACAUCGGACCCCACUCAACUGUCCUGGCCUCACACACUGAACUAUAG
Haliotis rubra (blacklip abalone) is the source of this 669-nucleotide messenger RNA. Its product is annotated as fibrinogen-like protein 1. The record is from RefSeq and is a predicted model, not a curated record. The coding region runs from base 1 to 669 and encodes 222 amino acids. The transcript is spliced from 4 exons. NCBI's taxonomy places the organism in Eukaryota, Metazoa, Mollusca, Gastropoda, Lepetellida, Haliotidae.